Molecule: messenger RNA, 537 nt
Organism: Lasiosphaeria miniovina
Lineage: Eukaryota; Fungi; Ascomycota; Sordariomycetes; Sordariales; Lasiosphaeriaceae
Exons: 1
Coding region: 1-537 (178 amino acids)
Source: RefSeq, a predicted model, not a curated record
AUGGCAGACCCCAUCUCCAUCGCCAGCGGCGUAGCAGGCUUUGUGAGUCUCGGUAUCGAUAUAUGCAAAGGCCUCAAGCAGUACGUCUCUGCCUAUCGCGACUUUGAUAAGGACGCCAAGGAGGUCUUCGCACAACUGGAAGGCCUCCAAUCUUCUCUUGCUCUUCUCGGAAGUGCCCUCGAGGGCAUUGAGCCAUUCUUUUCCAAUAACAGGGCCGAGAUAUUGCGGCGGCUCAAGGACACUGUCGCACAAUGCUCUACUGGCUUAUCGAAGCUGCUGGACAAUCUAGAGAGAUGUGGAGGGGAAGCCCCAACACGAUCUGAUGACGUGGUACCAACCUCGACCGCAACCGGCGCUGAGACAAGUGGUGAGGCAAAUGCGCGCGGUAUAUCUGCCCUCUCCAUUCGGAAGCGCCUGAACCGGGCGGUGAAGAGGUCUAUCUACCCACUUCGAAAGGACACGCUCGCCGAAAUCAGCCAGAACUUGGACGCCGUCCAGUCCAGGAUCCAGUUUCUACUCGAUAUUCUCAAUCUGUGA